ACCACUUGACUUGCAAUUUCUCUUUUUCUAUGGGCGUCAAUCCAAUCGGCCUUCUCUAAAUUCCGUAGUACUUUGUACGGAGAAUCAUUUAUCAAUUUUUUAAAUACUUCGUAAAAAAACCUUAACUCUCAACCCUGUUUUCUCUGGCUCUACUGAAACGUCAAAAUCAAGAAAUUUAGGAGCGAAAAUUGAAAUUUGAUUCAUUGGAAAAUUUCAAUGUCAUCAAAUUUCAAUGUCCGACAUUGAUUGAGGUAUAAAUUUUACCUUUUUUUUUCUAAAUAGUUCCAAAUUUUGGUAUAUAUUUGGAAUAAAAUUCGUCGUUACGGGCGCCGGUCAUCCUCUCUUGUCGAAGCUUUAGGCUUUUCUGUUCCAUUGUGAGUUGAAGCCAAGCAGCAACUAUGGGUUCAUACAAGGAGUCGGACCCGUUCUUGGGGUUCCUAACAAAGAAAGAGACAGAAGUAAAGCUAUCUCAACCCACCAGUGUCAAGAACAAGACUCCUGCUUCUAUUCAAAUCACUGCUGAACAAACGCGUGAAGCUCGGGAACACCAAGAAUCUGAAAUCCAUCCGCCUAAGCAAAAGAUAACUGAUCCAGCUGAGCUUGCUGAUUAUCGUCUUCGGAAACGCAAGGAAUUUGAAGAUUUGAUUUGUAGGGCGCGGUGGAAUGUUAGUGUGUGGGUCAAGUAUGCCAAAUGGGAGGAGUCACAGAAGGACUUUGAACGUGCUCGUUCGGUUUGGGAGCGUGCUUUGGAGGUUGAUUAUAGGAAUCACACCUUAUGGCUGAGAUAUGCAGACAUGGAAAUGAAAAAUAAGUUCAUAAAUCAUGCCCGAAAUGUGUGGGAUUGUGCCGUCUCUUUGCUCCCCAGAGUAGAUCAACUGUGGUACAAAUACAUCCAUAUGGAGGAGAUACUUGGCAAUGUCGCCGGUGCUAGGCAGGUUUUUGAGAGAUGGAUGCAGUGGCAACCUGAUCAGCAAGGAUGGUGCUCCUACAUUAAGUUUGAGUUGCGUUACAAUGAGAUUGACCGAGCCAGGGGAAUAUAUGAGAGAUUUGUGCAAUGCCAUCCAAAGGUUGAUGCAUGGAUUCGAUAUGCAAAUUUGGAAAGGAAAUAUGGGGAAGUUGCUCGAGCUAGGAAUUGUUAUGAGAGAGCUAUCGACAAGUUGGCUGAUGAUGAAGAAGCGGAGAAGCUGUUUGUAGCUUUUGCUGAGUUUGAGGAAAGGUGCAAGGAGAUAGAGCGUGCUAGAUGUAUUAAUAAAUCUGCAUUUGACCAUGUACCUAAAGGACGGGCUGAGGAGGUUUAUAAGAAGUUUGUUGCAUUUGAGAAACAGUAUGGGGACAGGGAUGGUAUUGAUGAUGCUAUUUUGGGAAAGAAGAGGUUUCAAUAUGAGGCUGAAGUUAGAAAGAACUCCCUUAACUAUGACGCUUGGUUUGAUUAUAUUCGGCUUGAAGAGAGUGUAGGUGUCAAAGGCAGAGUAAGAGAAAUUUAUGAGAGGACAAUAGCCAAUGUUCCUCCAGCUGAGGAGAAGCACUAUUGGCAGCGUUACAUUUACCUGUGGAUCAAUUAUGCUUUAUAUGAAGAACUUGAUGCAGAAGAUAUGGAGCGAACAAGAGAUGUAUACAGGGAAUGCCUUAAGUUGAUUCCUCAUGCCAAAUUCUCCUUUGCUAAGAUCUGGCUUUUGGCAGCUCAAUUUGAGAUUCGGCAGUGUAAUCUCAAUGGUGCACGCCAGGUGUUGGGAAAUGCCAUUGGGAAGGCUCCGAAGGAUAAGAUUUUCAAAAAAUACAUUGAAAUAGAAUUGCAAUUGGGAAACAUUGAUAGGUGCAGGAAGCUAUAUGAGAAAUAUUUGGACUGGUCGCCUGGGAAUUGCUAUGCAUGGACCAAGUAUGCUGAGUUGGAACGUUCUUUGUGCGAAACAGAAAGAGCUAGGGCUAUCUAUGAGCUUGCCAUAGCACAACCUGCAUUGGAUAAGCCGGAAUUGUUGUGGAAGGCAUAUAUUGAUUUUGAGAUAACGGAAGGAGAAUUUGAUCAUACAAGAGCAUUGUAUGAGAGAUUGCUUGACAGAACAAAGCAUUUGAAGGUGUGGAUCAGCUAUGCAAACUUUGAAGCAUUUGCUGGUGUGGACAAUGAGGAAUCAGACAUGCCAAAGAAUGAGCCCCAAGAACUUUUACAUGAAAAUAGGAGACUGUGUGUUCAGCGUGCUAGACGGGUUUUUGAAAAAGCUCUGAGUCAUUUUAGGAUUUCUGCUCCUGAGCUAAAAGAAGAGAGAGCCAUGCUAUUAGACGAGUGGCUGAAGAUGGAGAAAUCUUUUGGUGAUCUUGGCGAUGUUGGUUCAGUUCAAGCCAAGAUGCCCAAGAAACUCAAGAGGCGGCGGUCUCUAAUGACAGAGGAUGGUGCAGCUGGAUUCGAGGAGUAUUUGGACUACAUGUUUCCAGAAGAGUCACAAACAACUAAUUUGAAGAUGUUGGAAGCAGCAUACAAUUGGAAGAAGCAAAAAGAUACGGCUGAUGUGAAGUAGCAGGUCCUUUUUUAAAUGUAAAGACUUAGAUCUUGCAGUUAUAUCCUCGUAUGUAUACAGAAAACUCAAAACUUUGUUUUUUUUUUUUUUUUU
Molecule: messenger RNA, 2603 nt
Organism: Chenopodium quinoa (quinoa)
Lineage: Eukaryota; Viridiplantae; Streptophyta; Magnoliopsida; Caryophyllales; Amaranthaceae
Product: crooked neck-like protein 1
Biological process (GO): spliceosomal complex assembly; mRNA splicing, via spliceosome
Cellular component (GO): Prp19 complex; post-mRNA release spliceosomal complex; precatalytic spliceosome
Molecular function (GO): protein binding
Source: RefSeq, a predicted model, not a curated record